AUGGACCGUCCCGAGGACGCAAAGAACGACCGCACCCGAGCAUCCAGAAGGUUCACUACUCUCGAGGGAUGGCGCGAAGUGCAAGAUGGGCUGUUCGUUGCUCCCGGUUCGACUGUCGCUGCCAUCGUGUCAAAUCCCGCCCAUGGCCCGGACUGGCCACUCCAAGACGAUAGAGUAACUCGUACACGACAGACCAGGAUACAGCUGAAGUCGGCCAAUAGAUCUUUUGUCGGCGAAAAGGGCGACGCUUUGAAUCACCAUGGUCAAGCAGGCUUGUGGCCAGACGGACCGACGUAUGUGACAGUGACGAAAGACGCAAGCGCCGUGCAACAUGACCAACUUGAGGCAUUGUCAGAGGGCGAAAACGACUUGCUAGAGGAAGAAAUUGACCCUCCGUUUCACGUCUUCUCCAAGCAGAGGAAGUGGUUCAUCAUCAUCACCAUCGGAGUUGCCGGUCUAUUUUCCGGCCUAUCGUCAAACAUAUACUUGCCGUCACUGUCUGCCAUUGCCAAGAGAAUCAAGGACCUGAAAGUCAGCCUCAGCGAUGUCUCAUUAACCAUCACCUCGUAUCUCAUUGUCCAAGGCGUUUCUCCUUUAUUUUGGGGUUCCCUGUCCGACACCUUGGGCCGUCGGCCGAUAUACAUAUACUCCUUCUCGGUUUACAUCGUGGCCAACAUUGUGCUUAGUCUGUCGCCCAACUUUCCCGUACUCCUGGUCUUUAGGGGAAUGCAAGCAGCUGGAAGUGCAUCGACAGUUAGCAUUGUCCGCAAUUUUAGCAUUGCCGUUGGGCCCGUCAUUGGAGGAUUGCUGUCCAACUUUCUUGGUUUCCGCUCCGUGUUUGUCUUUCUACUCGUCAUGUCCUCCAUUGUCCUUGCAACAAUCGCCGUCUUUCUCCCGGAGACGCUUCGGACAAUUGCUGGCAACGGCUCGCUGCGACUCUCAGGCAUCCACCAACCGCUAAUUCUUCGCUUCUUCAAAGAAAAACACUACAAGGAGGAACCUGACUACACGGCCCCUCGCCCCAAAGUGACUAUUGCGACGUUUCUCAAGCCCCUCACGCUCCUUGGGGAGAAGGAUAUACUGGUUAGCUUGGUAUUUGGGGGAACCGUGUACACCGUAUGGAGUAUGGUUGUUGCCAGCACAACAGGGCUAUUCAAAGACCUCUUUCAACUGAGCGACCUUCUUCUUGGUCUAGUCUUCUUACCCAACGGUCUGGGCACCAUCGUUGGCUCUGCCGUUGCCGGCAGACUCAUGACGAGGGAAUUCGUGAGAUCCGAGAGGAUUUACCUUCAAAGGCACCCUUCUGCCACGCCCCCCUCGAGAAACAAGAAAGAUUUGCCGGCAAAUUUCCCAAUCGAGCAUGCCCGGCUUCGCCACGCGCCGUGGAUAUCUGCCCUGUUCAUCGUCGCCACUGCGCUCUACGGAUUCACGGUGCUUCCAGCCGCUCAGCUUUCUAUUGUUGCGCGGCCGGGAUGGAUUGCCGUGCCCCUCGCCCUGCAGUUCUUGAUCGCCGCUACGUCGAAUGCCGUCUUUGCCAUUAAUACGACUCUAGUUGCGGAUCUGUGUCCGGGCAUGGGCGCAAGCGCCACGGCAAUCAACAAUUUAGUCCGCUGUGGGAUGGGCGCGCUUGGAGUUGGGCUGGUAGAUUCCAUGCUGGGCACCUUGGGGGCCGCUGCCACAUUCCUGGGCUUGGGUAUUCUCACUGUAGGGAUAGGAGUUCUUUUGUACAUAGAGUGGAUUUGGGGCAUGCAGUGGCGGAAUGAGCGACUGAGAAGGAGUCGAAUCUCUUCCAAGAUGUAG
This is a messenger RNA of Metarhizium acridum CQMa 102, 1800 nucleotides long. NCBI's taxonomy places the organism in Eukaryota, Fungi, Ascomycota, Sordariomycetes, Hypocreales, Clavicipitaceae. The record is from RefSeq and is a predicted model, not a curated record.